GCGAAGAGUCAGAUCAACGCGGGUCUCGCUCUAGGUUCUGGCCCAGGUCUGCCCCCUCCGGGCUGCGUUCCCUGGAGCCCGAGAUGCACUCCGUGAAGAGGCGAGCGUAGGGCGGCCUGCAGAGCCCCCGCAGCUGGGGGAUCCCGUCCAGCCGGGCUGAGUUUUUUCAGUUAGGACUUCUCCCGCGGCGCCGCAGAAGAGCGGAAAAAGUGGUCACUUCCGCCCGGAGGCGCCCAGGUCCUCAGCCAGGAUGCCUCCCACUCAGGCUGAAAGUGUUAUAAAGAAUAUCAUUCGAGAGAUAGGACAAGAAUGUGCAUCCCAUGGAGAGGUGCCUUCUGAAACUCUGGUUGCUUUUAUGGUGAAAGCUGUUGUCCUGGAUCCCAGUAAUGGCUUUAACAUGGACAGAGUCCUCAUAAAGAGUGAUGUGCAGAAACUCAUUAAGCUUUGUGUGGGUCGACUAUUGGACAGUAAGAAUCCAUCCCUGGACACCAUUAAGAUGCAAGUCUACUUUGAUAUGAAUUAUACAAAUCGAGAGGAAUUUCUUGAAGAACAUCACCGGAUUGUGGAGUCUAAAUUAGGCCUUGUUACCAGAGAAAUUACAGAUAACAGAGCUUGUGCUCGAGACGAAUUGGAAAGCCUCUACCGAAAGAUUGUCAGCUAUGUGUUACUGCGCUCUGGGGUUGGAUCCCCUACAGAUAUCAAGAUUGUCAGAGAGACAACAGCUGCCCUACAGAGUGUUUUUCCUCAGGCUGAACUCGGGACAUUCCUAGCUCUUUCUAAGAAGGAGAAAGAAUGCCACCUGAAAGAACUCUCCAUGAUCGUUACUGGAAUUCGUUUAUUUAACCGAGACACUGGAAAGGGAGGAGAAGGCAUUGAGUACUUGCCAGCUAUUCUACAUGAAGCAAUCCCAGCCACCACUCAGCAUAUUGACUCCCAACUUCAGACUGCCCAAGACCAGGCAUACCGUUACACGGCCAUCCUCGAGAGGGUAACAAAGAACCCACUCAUGAGUACAGAACUGCAGACAUAUAUGUUAAAAGAAGCAGUCUAUAAUGUGCGACAGUAUGAAAUCUUCCUUCAGAUCAUCUUGUCAGAAAUAAUUACUAGUGCUCAAGAAGUGGAAAUGAUGACAAAGCAGUUAGGAGCCCAACUUGAACAAUUGAAAAUGAUUGUGAAUGCAAAGACAGCUGUCCCAACAUCACAAGUCUUUCCCAUCUUCAUUGAACUUUCCAACCUGUGGACUGGCCUUCAGGAUGAAACUGUUUUGAUUGGUAUCCUCACUAAUUUAACUACUAACCUUGAGCGAUUUUUGGGCACUCAUGAAGUGCUCUUUCCUGAAAAAGUAAUACAAGAUCUUCUUGGGGAAGUGACUGUAAAAACUGAUAUGGAUCGAUUGAAAGAACACAUGGAAGAAAGAGUACAAUCGGUGGAUUACAGAAAACAAGAGUGGCUUUUCCCAGAAACAACAGCAAAUUUUGAUAAACUGUUGAUUCAGUAUCGGGGAUUUUGUGGUUAUACAUUUGCUACAACAGAUGGUCUUCUCCUUCCAGGAAAUCCAGCAAUUGGAAUUUUGAAACAUAAAGAAAAGUAUUACACUUUUAAUACCAGAGAUGCUGCAUAUUCAUUUGCAGAAAACCCUGAAAAUUAUAUUGACUUAAUUACUGAAAAGGCCAAAAAAAAUGCAGAAUUAAUUCAGCUACUGGAACUUCAUCAACAGUUUGAAACCCUCAUUCCAUGUUCUGAGAUGAAGGGUGUUAAGAAACAUAUAAAACCAAUUACAAAGAGUGAAACUAGCACACAGACGGAUCUACACAUAUUGCCACCAACAAUUGUGAGAUCAUAUGAAUGGAAUGAAUGGGAAUUAAGAAGAAAAGCUAUAAAAUUGGCCAAUUUGCGUCAAAGAGUUACUCACUCGGUACAAACUGAUCUUAGCCACAUGAGAAGAGAAAAUUUUUCACAGAUGUAUUCUUCAAAGAGUGAGAGCACGCAGUCUAAGAGGGAAGGCAGCACUGGUGUGCCCAGGCCUCAGGUUUACAUAGCUGGUCUCCGCGGUGGUCACACUAAAACCACUCACGCGGUCAAGGUGAACUUAACUAGAGCUGUUGAUGAAACCUAGUUGGAGACCACCAAAUCAUGAACAAUGGCAAGUAUUUAAAAGCAUUUUUGCAUCUGUGAAGUUUAGCUAAUGUUUGGUGCUGGUACGUGCAUUCAUUGGUUGUGUGAAUUUUUUUGAAAAAAAUAAAAAUGGUUUUCCAUGACAUGUAUUUCAUUCUAUUAAAAAUGAAAAGUGAACUUGGUAUGUUCAUCUUUUAUUUGUUAGAAGUUUGGCAGCAUUAAGACUGAAAUCAUGACACCAGUUAGAUAUUAGAAUAAGAUUAUUAUGCUUGGGAUAGAAGUUUAUUUUUAAAAUCAUACAUAGUGUUAAACAUUAAAAAUUUAUUACAUAGUCAAUGUUUUAGCUUCAUCAGCUAUUUAAUGUUCACAUAGAUUAAAUUGAUGUACAGUUGUCCCACCUUAUUCACUGUUUUACUUUCUGUUGGGAACAAGGAAAUUAAGAACUAAAUUUAACCUUAAUAGACAAGAACCA
Molecule: messenger RNA, 2587 nt
Organism: Phyllostomus hastatus (greater spear-nosed bat)
Lineage: Eukaryota; Metazoa; Chordata; Mammalia; Chiroptera; Phyllostomidae
Gene: CFAP206
Product: cilia and flagella associated protein 206
Exons: 13
Coding region: 251-2116 (621 amino acids)
Biological process (GO): sperm axoneme assembly; regulation of flagellated sperm motility; regulation of cilium beat frequency
Cellular component (GO): axoneme; ciliary basal body
Source: RefSeq, a predicted model, not a curated record